Numida meleagris (helmeted guineafowl) is the source of this 600-nucleotide messenger RNA. Its product is annotated as keratinocyte proline-rich protein-like. Bases 1 to 600 code for a protein of 199 amino acids. The transcript has a single exon. The record is from RefSeq and is a predicted model, not a curated record. Lineage: Eukaryota; Metazoa; Chordata; Aves; Galliformes; Numididae.
AUGCAGUACCGUAAGGGCGAAGACGAUCUGGAUGCGUGCCACGAUGACGCGACCUGCGGUUGCCACGACGGCCCCGUGAGCAUCCCAGACCUGUCCCCCUGCCACGACCGUAGCAGCCUCAGCCACGACCUGGAGGGGUCCUGCCAGAGCGUGCCACAGGGCUGCCAGCCCCUGGAGCCCUGCCAGCCCCGCGACUGCUGCCCGGCACAGCGCAGCUGGGAUUGUGGUAAACCCCGGCGGAGGGUGGAGGUGAGCCCUGUGCAGCCCGUCUGCCCACCGGUGAAAAUCCGCCGCCGGCCGCUGCAGCAGUACCGACCACCACUGCAGAGUGAGGAGCAGGGCUGCUGCCGCAAGCCCCGCAGGAGAGUGGAGCAGUGUCCCGCAGAGGAGCCCAUCACACUGCAUCCCCUGCCCCUGCAGCACCGCUGUCCCUGUGUCCCCUGCUGCCGUCCGCCUGUCCAGCACUGCCGUCCAUCUGUCCAGCACUGCCAUCCGCCUGUCCAGCACUGCUGCCCCACCUCCGUGCCCCUGCCGCAGCAUCCUGGCCAGCACCAGUGCAAGCAAGUCCAGUUCUUGCCACCCUUCCAGCAGAAGAAGUGA